AACAACAACAACACCAUGGCUACCAGGGAUAUCAAAGGCACACCACUCUCUUACACCCAGAAGCUAUAUCUGGUUAAACAAAUUAGAGAUUAUCCUGUAGUGCACAGCAAACCAUCAAGCUAUAAUAGUGUACUAGAGCGAAAAGCAGCGUGGGAGACGAUCACAAAGAACUUUAAUGUAUGUUUCUCCACAGCGGAGCCCAAGAAGAUACACCAGUUGAAGAGGACUUCGGAGUACUUAAAGAAUAAAGUGAAGAAGGAUCACAGCAGGUACAUCCGGGAAACCCAUCAGACUGGUGGUGGGCCACCACCAGCCCCACCAAAACCAGCUGAUGAGCUCGGCCUCAAUGACGACACCGCAGCUCGCCUUGACUCGUACGACAAGCAACGCCUAGAGCAGCGGAAGGUUAAGUGCGAGAAGUUCCUGCAACGAGCCAAUCAGAUAGAGGCCGCCUCGCUCUCUCCGGAAGACUUGAUCACCCUGAAGGUGUUCAAAGAGGAAAUAAACACCUACGUGCAAAACUUCCCUUAUAAGAAGUACUAUGCACCCGUCACCUUCAUGUCUGGGCCUCAGGAAUCCCUCAGGUACUUGGUGGAGAAGGAAGUGGUCCUCGACUCUUACAACGAUUACCAGAAGCUUCUCUCAAGGUACGCCGACUUUCCCAGGCAGGCAAAGGAAGUCCUCACACUGCUGAGGGAAAACAUCAAGGACAACAUCAUGCCCUCCAACUGGUCCAUGGUGGGCGUGGUGGACCGCUUUGACAGUCUGACCGGGCCGGUGGAGGAUUCCGUGUUCUACAAGCCAUUCGUCAACAUGUCUGACACCAUCACCUCAGAGCAGAGAACCACGCUGAGGCAGCAGGCGCAGGAAAGGAUCAAACAGGACCUGAUUCCCUCCUUCAAGGAAAUUCGUAACUUCAUAGUGGAUCAGUACCUGCUGGCCACCAGGACUGAAGUGGGGGUGUCGUCGCUGCCUGGCGGGAAGCCUUACUACCAGGCCUGUCUCAAAUUCCACACUACCACAGACCUCACGCCGCAGGAGAUCCACGACAUGGGCCAGAAGGAGGUGGCAAGAAUUGAAAAGGAGGUGCAUAAGACUGCUGCGGAGAUCGGGAUGAACGGCAAGACUUUCUCUGAGAUCAGCCAGGCCCUCAAGAAUGACCCGGUACAAAAUUUCACCAGCAAGAAUGACCUCCUGGACACCUUCAGGAACGCUGUCUACAACGACAUCUAUCCCCGGGUGAAGCAAAUGUUCCCCAGAUUACCGCAGACCAACGUCACAGUUGAAGGAGAUGAUAACCCAGAUGCGAUGCUUGCCAUGUACACCGAUCCACCCACAGACGGCUCGCGCCCCGGCCGUUUCACCAUCAACACUCACUCAUUCGAUGCAUUGAAGAAGUACGAGGUGAUGGCGCUGUCCCUGCACGAGACAUACCCUGGCCACCACCUGGAAGCCACAUAUGCAAGGCAGAUCCCAUCUAAUCACACUUUCCGCAAGUACGUCGACUUCACCUCGGAUCUUAACGCCCCGGCGAGGUUCCCGCUGCGCACCGCCAUCACCGAGGGCUGGGGCCUGUACUCCGAGUUUCUUGGAGAGGAACUCGGCCUCUAUACUGACCCUUAUCAGAUGAUGGGCCGCCACUCCUUUGAGCUGCUGCGCGCCAGUCGUCUGGUGGUGGACACUGGCAUGCACGCGCUGGGCUGGUCCAGGGACAGGGCUGUGGCUUUCCUACAGGACCACACGGCGUUCUCCGAGAAAAAUAUACAGGGUGAAAUCAACAGGUACAUCACGUAUCCAGGACAAGCCUGCGCCUACAAGGUUGGCGAGAUCAAAAUAAAGGAGUUAAGACGGAUGGCCGAGGAAGCUGUAAACGCCACUUUUCAGCUCUCAGACUUCCAUGACGUGGUGCUGGGGUGCUUAGCAUCACUGAAGGUCGUGGAGGAGUGUGUCAGGAACUACAUUGUAUCCGCCACACUCACCGCAACUUAGACACUGAGCCAGAGGAGUGGCGCAGCGCGUCAUGAGGCCACACCUUGCUGACGCGUGAGUGGACGGUGUAUUCAGUAAUGGCAUCUUCAAGUCUGUGCAGUUUGGUGUAGUGUAUGCCAUCGUGUUGCAGCUGUGUAUUAUUGAUUAAUUCUCCAUAAAUUGACAUGAUCAUGAAUAACGCUCCAUUAUAUGCAUAACUUAUAG
Portunus trituberculatus (swimming crab) is the source of this 2193-nucleotide messenger RNA. RefSeq lists its product as uncharacterized. The transcript has 14 exons. Bases 16 to 1989 code for a protein of 657 amino acids. The record is from RefSeq and is a predicted model, not a curated record. NCBI's taxonomy places the organism in Eukaryota, Metazoa, Arthropoda, Malacostraca, Decapoda, Portunidae.